AUGGUAGUCACUGCGCGAACACGCAAUAAUAUUACGUCCUCAGAGGAACUGUUAGUGCUGCUGCUAGAUAGCGGCGCACAACACAGCUUCAUAAAAGAGGCUACUGCGUCGAGACUGGGACUUCCGUUUGAAGAUUCUCAGCCACUCACUACGCGAAGCUUCGGAGGUCAUCUGACAACUGAAGUUUCAUCUCGUGUUUCUCUAGUCUUACGAGACCAUGCGGGUAUACCUGUUAAACUCGCGAUACGAUACGAAGUUUACCGAUAUAAUAGCGAUCUCGUCACCGAUGGAGAUAUCGACAUAGAUGUCCUCAUUGGGAUGGAUCACUAUUGGAGAAUCGUCGACACGACGAGAGCACGAAGAUUACCGUCAGGACUCAUGAUCGUGUACACACGAUUUGGACCGUAG
Messenger RNA from Ostertagia ostertagi, 408 nucleotides. NCBI's taxonomy places the organism in Eukaryota, Metazoa, Nematoda, Chromadorea, Rhabditida, Trichostrongylidae. The record is from the annotation of a GenBank genome assembly.